UGUCCCUCAGGCGACUGCAAAGGCGGUCCACGGUCCUUGUGGAGCGUGUGGCUUGCCGGCUUGUUUGCUACCAGGAGUGGUUGGUGUUCUCCAGGGCGGCCAUGGCAGAGCCACAGCCCGCGUCCAGUGGCCUCACUGAUGAGACUGCCCUCAGCUGCUGCUCCGACCCGGACCCCAGCACCAAGGAUUUUCUACUGCAGCAAACGAUGCUAAGAAUUAAGGAUCCUAAGAAGUCCCUGGAUUUUUACACGAGGGUCCUUGGGCUGACGCUCCUACAGAAGAUUGACUUUCCUUCUAUGAAGUUCUCGCUCUAUUUCUUAGCUUACGAGGAUAAGAACGAUAUCCCCAAGGACAAGCCUGAGAGGACAGCAUGGACAUUCUCCAGAAAAUCUACCCUUGAGCUCACACUCAACUGGGGCACUGAAGAUGACAAGACCCAGAGUUACCACAAUGGCAACUCAGACCCUCGAGGAUUUGGUCACAUUGGCAUCGCCGUUCCUGAUGUCUACGGUGCCUGUAAGAGAUUUGAAGAACUGGGUGUCAAGUUUGUGAAGAAGCCGGAGGACGGGAAAAUGAAAGGUCUGGCAUUCAUUCAAGAUCCUGACGGCUACUGGAUUGAGAUUCUGAAUCCUAACAAAAUAGCAGAGAUUAUUCCAUGAGAAUGUGCCUUUGAGGUGUCGUGAAUGGUGGGGACAAGAAACAGCGUGAUUCACGAUGCUGAGGAGCUGAGGUGCCGGAAGCCUUGGGGACUGAUGCGUCUGCUCCAGCUCAAAUCAUUCUGAAAUCCUUUUCAUUGUCCUGAUUCAGUGGGUUUUGAAAAAUCUCCCCUCUGUUUAGCCAACCUAAUUUUCAAGUAGCAAUUUAUCUUAUGACCUUGACAAAGUUGUGUGACUUUACCUUUAAGAUAAUAAUUAGAACAGUUGCCUUUAGAGACCACAGCUGCUACUGCCUGUCUCUUAAAGACUACUCAAGUCUGUUUCUGAUUCAUCAUUUAAACUUUUGUUUCAAAUGUUUCUUUUUGGGGUCUGUUACCUUCUGGGGUUUCAGUUCCUCAGAAAUAACUUUCCAUACUGGGAAAUACAGAGCCGUGAACAGAAAUGAGAUUUGGCGAGUACUUCAAACAGCAUAGUGUUUAUCUUAUAAAAGAGAAGGUAUUCCUGAGAGCAAUUCGGAAUCAUGCCUGCCGACAAGGACACAGAAAUACUAAUUUUUUUUUUUUGUAUGUAUAAAGUACUUUCAGAAUUCAAGGACUAUCUUUACUUUUCUGGGAAUGUGGAGGAGGAUCGGAUUAGACAAGGGGCUAUGCUGUAGCAUCCUUUAUGUGAAUGAACACUGCAGUUACCAUGUGAGAAAGCAAACAGCUGGACAUGUGAGGCAACCUGAUUGGUCUGAAGGCAUGUGAGGUCAUCGGUUCCAGUAGCUGGAUUAUGCCUACAGUGCCUCCUUCCCUACUGUGAAACCUGCAGUGAGUCUGGCCUGUGCUCUUUGCUCACACUUGGGCUUGAAUCCCCUUUGCUCUAGGGGACCCCUGUGAGUGAGCCCCACAUUACUUGGAGGAAGUCUCCCCCACCCCAUGCUCCUCAGGAUGCUUGUCAUCACAUAGGAUGAGUUACGUUCAGUGCUAAGUCAGACAUCGGGAGUUAGCUCUGUGGUCUAACCUGCUGACUGACAAUUGAUGGAUUCUCAGGUGAUUUGGAGACUCAAAGACUGGAGGACAAAACCCAAUCUGAAGUUUCCAGCCCGCUGUUGUGGAAGAUUCGGAUGGGCAAUGCCAAGCAUUACUCAGCUAUGGGCACUUUCUGUCUUCUCGGGACGAAAUAGAUUUAUGUGAGCAGUUUAAACACAUCAUAGGCUGAAAUAAAGCUAACGCUGUUUAAUAUAUAAA
Messenger RNA from Arvicanthis niloticus (Nile rat), 1885 nucleotides. It is a transcript of the gene Glo1, whose product is annotated as glyoxalase I. Gene Ontology annotation, molecular function: metal ion binding; lactoylglutathione lyase activity. The record is from RefSeq and is a predicted model, not a curated record. Lineage: Eukaryota; Metazoa; Chordata; Mammalia; Rodentia; Muridae.